Mercurialis annua (annual mercury) is the source of this 993-nucleotide messenger RNA. RefSeq names its product 30S ribosomal protein S4, chloroplastic-like. Bases 225 to 830 code for a protein of 201 amino acids. Gene Ontology annotation, cellular component: small ribosomal subunit. NCBI's taxonomy places the organism in Eukaryota, Viridiplantae, Streptophyta, Magnoliopsida, Malpighiales, Euphorbiaceae. Gene Ontology annotation, biological process: translation; positive regulation of translational fidelity. The transcript has a single exon. The record is from RefSeq and is a predicted model, not a curated record. Gene Ontology annotation, molecular function: structural constituent of ribosome; rRNA binding.
AAAUCUCUGCAGAACAAAUCCAGAACAAGAAAAGGACCCUUUUUUCUAUAUACAUUAUUGGUAUAUAUACAAAAAGGCCCCGAUAUUGAUACAAUCUAUCUCAUUAUUCUUUGUAGUAUAUUACUACAGUAGAUUUAGUUUCAUUUAUCAUAUUUCUCUUUUAGUUCAGUUUUAAUUUAGGUUUUUGAAAAUUCAAUAAAAUUCAAAUAAAAUAAGGAGUUUUUAUGUCACGUUACCGAGGGCCUCGUUUCAAAAAAAUACGCCGUCUGGGGGCUUUACCGGGACUAACUAGUAAAAGGCCUAGAGCUGGGAGCGAUCUUAGAAAUCAAUCACGUCCCAGUAAAAAAUCUCAAUAUCGUAUUCGUUUAGAAGAAAAACAAAAAUUACGUUUUCAUUAUGGUCUUACAGAACGACAAUUACUUAAAUACGUUCGUAUCGCCGCAAAAGCCAAAGGGUCAACAGGUCAGGUUUUACUACAACUACUUGAAAUGCGUUUGGAUAAUAUCCUUUUUCGAUUGGGUAUGGCGUCAACUAUUCCCCGAGCCCGCCAAUUAGUUAAUCAUAGGCAUAUUUCAGUUAACGGUCGUAUAGUAGAUAUACCAAGUUAUCGCUGCAAACCCCGCGAUUUUAUUACAGCUAGGGAUGAACAAAAAUCUAAAGCUAUGAUUCAAAAUUCUCUUGAGUCAUCCCCCCAGGAAGAAUUGCCAAAACAUUUGACUCUUCUGCCACUCCAAUAUAAAGGAUUGGUCAAUCAAAUAAUAGAUAGUAAAUGGAUCGGCUUAAAAAUAAAUGAAUUGCUGGUGGUAGAAUAUUAUUCUCGUCAGACUUAAUUCUAACUAAAAUCAAAAUAACAAGGGUUCGAAUAAUUUUGUCCCCCCUAUUCUAAGUAUAAGUAAAAAUAAAGAAACAAAAAAGGAAGGGUUUGAUUUGAUCGGGAGUUUUCUCCUAUUCAUAUAUCGUAGAGUAAUAGGGAUAUUUUCAUUCCGUUCCCAU